GUCACGCUUGACACUGGUGCAGCUACUACUGUUGCACGUAUUUUGCUACGUUGUAUUUUUCUUACGUUGUAUAUUCGGAGUGGCUUUGAGGCAUCUGGUAGCACUACUCAUACUUUGACAGGCCACUUUGUUAGCCGACACGGGUAACAUGUUAGACGUGUGUACGGUUUUGUAGGAGUCUUUUAGAAAGAGUUGUCGUUAGGCCUGUUCGGGUUAUUUCCAUCACUGCCGCUGGCUAAUAAGUCCCUAAACAGAAAUGUCACUGGAGGACUAUGAAAGACAUUUUGACUCGCUAAAUUCAGAUUUGGGCGGCGGAUCUGUGGUCAGUGAGCGAUUAGCGUCGGGAACAUUUAAUGGCGAAGAGGAGAAGUUGCAUUACAUUCCUAUCCGGAUCCUCGGACGGGGGGCGUUUGGUGAAGCAACUCUGUACAGAAGAACAGAGGACAACUCUCUGGUGGUAUGGAAGGAGGUGGACCUGAACUCGCUCUCCGAAAAGGAGCGCAGAGAUGUCAUGAACGAAAUAAGCAUCCUCUCCAUCCUAGAGCACAACAACAUCAUAGCCUACUUCAAUCACUUCAUGGAUAAAAACUCCCUGCUCAUUGAGUUGGAGUAUUGCAAUGGAGGAAAUCUGUACGAUAAAAUCAUCCAACAGAAGGGGGAACUUUUCAGUGAGAAGGUGGUCAUAUGGUACCUGUACCAAAUUGCCUCAGCAGUGUCUCACAUUCACAAGGCCGGGAUCUUACACAGAGACAUAAAAACUCUGAACAUUUUCCUGACCAAGACUGACCUCAUUAAGCUGGGCGACUAUGGCCUCGCAAAGAAGCUAGACUCUGAGUUUUCAAUGGCAGAGACUUGUGUGGGAACUCCAUAUUACAUGUCACCUGAAUUGUGUCAGGGAACGAAGUACAACUUCAAAUCAGACAUCUGGGCCAUGGGUUGUGUACUUUUUGAAGUCUUAACUCUUACAAGAACAUUUGAUGCAACGAACCCUCUGAACCUCUGCGUGAAAAUAGUCCAGGGCAACUGGACUAUGGAUGUGAACUCGGAUGUUUAUUCGUCUGCUUUGAUCCAACUGGUGUAUGAGUGCCUCGAUCAAGAUCCUGCAAAGAGGCCUACAACUGAGCAGAUUCUGGACCAGCCAUUCAUCUCCUGCUGCAGACAGGAGCUGGAAGAGCGUGUUGCCCUGCUGAAUUCAGCAAUGAAAAAACCAAAGCUGAGUACAGGGACUGACACCCCUGUUGCUGUGGUGACUACACGCUCAAGGGAUGUGUACUUCUGGGGCGGAGGGAAGUUCACCCCACAGAAACUGGACACGUUUAAAGGAGGCAGCAGUGCCCAACACGUGUGUGCAGGAGAGAGUCACUUUGCAGUGGUGACGGUGGAAAAGGAACUGUAUACCUGGGCUAAUGUCCAAGGCGGGGCCAAGAUGGUGGGCCAGCUGGGGCACGGAGACCAGGCCUCUUACCGGCAGCCGAAGAAGGUGGAGAAGCUGCACGGGAAGGCCAUCCGACAGGUGGCAUGUGGGGCUGACUUCACUGCCUGUGUCACUGAUGAGGACCAGAUGUACAUGUUUGGGUCAGACUAUUACGGCUGCAUUGGAGUGGAGGGUGAGCUCGGCGUGGAGAUUUUGGAGCCAGUGCUUUUGGAGUUUUUCGAGGAGCGGCCUGUCCGCCAGGUUUCAUGUGGAGACAACCAUGUGGUGGUCCUGACUCAGAGUGGAGACAUCUACUCCUGGGGCUGCGGAGAGUAUGGGCGCCUCGGCCUGGAAUGUGAGGAUGACUUCUCUUCUCCGAUGCAAGUGGAGAUCCCUAAAGGAGCCACCAUCUCCUCAGUGUCAUGUGGCAGUGAUGGAACCUUCUUCUUGACAGAAGCUGGCAAAGUCCUAGCGUGUGGAAACAAUGAAUUCAAUAAACUUGGUCUGAACCAGGGAAUCUCUGGUCUCAAAAACCACCCUGGAGAGGGUUACCAGGGGAUCCCUUACAUCACCACACUGACCUUAGCAAAGCAGCUGUCGCGAUUCAAGAUACAGGCCAUAGCUCCAGGGAAAACCCACACAGCUGCCAUUGAUGAACGUGGUCGUUUGAUCACCUUUGGUUGCAACAAAUACGGACAGCAGGGUGUGAAGGACUUUAAGAAACACCAGGGCGUCCAAGUCCUUGUCGGACCCUUUGGAGGGAAGAUAGUGACCAAAGUGUCUUGUGGAGAUGGCUUCACCAUUGCAGCCACUGAGGACAGUCAGAUAUUUGCAUGGGGAAAUGCAGGAAAUGGGCGACUUGGGAUGCCUGCUGAUAAGGGAUUUGGUUCAGAGGUUUGCCCUGCCAUGCCAAGGCCCAUCUUUGGUUCCCUCCACCAUGUACCGGACCUCUCUUGCCGUGGCUGGCACACCAUUAUCAUAAUGGAGAAAGUGCUGAACUCCAAGACUAUUCGCUCUAACAGCAGUGGACUAUCAGUUGCUAGUGGACUGGGCCAGGAGGCAUCUACAUCCACAGUGGAUCUGGACAUAGAACCUGGUUCAGAGACGGAGUGUCGUGACAGAGGUCUUGGGGGUACACUGGAGGAUAAUACGGAGGAGUGUCUGAUGGAGACCCCGAUGAUGUCAUUGGCAAAUCAGACUGGAGACAGCUCCUGCCCUCUCUGGCUUAGAAAGGAGCUUGAGGAUGCAGAGUACAUCCCAAUUCCAGAAAACUCUAAGCUACCCACUCCUGACCAGCUCUCUUCCAUCUCAGAGAGCGUCACUCUACCUUAUGAGGAGCUGAAAGAGCUAAAGGCAGCGGCAGCAGCAGUCAGCUGUAAGAAAGGCCUAUCGACUAAACGAAUGAGCUGUGAUAAAGUCAAUGGACUGGAGGAGGCUGAUGUCUGCAGAAAAGGAGAAUUGGGCACAUGCUGCAAAGCAAGUACCAAGAUUACACAGCUGCGAGAGACAGUCGCUCAUCAAGAGAUGAGGAUCAAGAUGCUCGAGAAGCAGGUCGAUGAGCAGCAGAAGGAGAAUGAACGGCUCUGGGCAGCAAUCAGUCGUUCAACGCUACGGGAAGCAGGAUGUGACAGUAACGGAAAUCAUCACUCUGAUCGUAUGCCCGGGGAUGGAGGAGGAAGUGAAGGCGGAUUCACAAACCACGGGGGCCGAUCGGUGGCAUGUGGGGCUGACUUUACUGCCUGCGUCACUGAUGAGGACCAGAUGUACAUGUUUGGAGCCAGUUCACAAACCACGGGGGCCGAUCUGCCGGGGCCAGUGUGUGAUACUUAAGCUGCAGAUGUUCUGAUCAUGGGAGAAGUGUCAAAACUCUCAGCAUUUAUUGAAUUAAACAAGCUGGUUAGAUGGGGAGUGGAGGCUCGGUUAGAGGUGCAGCAGAGGGUGCAGCCUCGUGCCUGUUCACAGUGGUUACAUUACAGUAUACACGUUUGACAGAGCGCCAAGUUGCAUGAUUACAUUUUGCAUAUUGCAUAUGUAAUACUGUAUAAUACCUUGCACACUCUCAUAUGCGCGCUUGUGUUCACCUGGGUGGAGUGAUCUAGCUAGUUUCUCCACAGACUGAAAUGUUGGCUGGAAUCAACAUGAUGCAUCGGACCUGUGAGAGACAAUCAUCAUAGUGUUACUCUGCAAUGUGAAUGUUAAGUCCAUGUUUUGGUGGUAUUAUUGUUGACUAUAAGUGAUGUCCGCAUUGAGGCUUCAGUCCUUAGUGCCUCAGAUAUUAGAAUUUAUCACAUAACAGGUAAGAUCAGCUUAUGCAAAUAGGAAACCUUUGCUAAUACAUGCAAAAAUUGGGGUUUCCUCUUCUCAGUUGUUGAGAGAUGGGCAGCCAGUAUGUUGUGCAGAUUGACUCAUGUUAGCGCCAUCUUCCAAUGUGAAAGCAUAACUUUCUUAUGUAUCACUUUAUUUUUAUUUCAUUUGAUAUUCUUAAAAAGCUAAAGUGCCAAAUACAAAAUAGCCUUUUUAUUCUCCAUAUUUAUCAUACAUGUUAGCUAUUACGAACAUAUUCUAAUUAUCAUGCAAAUAUAUACUUUUUAAAUUUGCAUGUUUUAUUCUCAUAUAAAAGCAUUUGUGUGAAACAUGAAACUACUGAUUCAUUUUAGCACUCAUUUUAGUUAGUUUUUCUUACUGCCUUUGACUUGGGAAUUCUUGUAGGUGCAGCACACGUAGGUCUUCAUUGUGACAUAUAUGAACACUUGAACUGUUUUUUUUUUAAUAUGGAAAACGUGGUCUUUAAAGCAUAUAUAAUAUAGCUGACCUUGCAGCUAUAAUGUUAUUGCAUUUUGUAACCAUUUUAUCUGUCUUUGGUACUUUCACAAAUGUUGUUUUGCCAUAUUAUACAUCAUUUGUGAAAGCAAAUAUGUAAUUGCAUUUUGUUUGAGGUCUUGUUUAUUGUGUGCUGACAUAUGUGUGUAAAACCCUUUGUCAUAGUUUACAAUUUGUUUACUCAUAGUUGGUGAACUGUCAGAUGUCAACAGUACAGUAUAACACUGGCAGUAUUUUCACACAGUAAAACGUUAAAAACCAAUCAGAGUGCCUUAGCAAGCUAUUGAAACCAAAAUGAGUGCAAAUCUGAAAAUGCCGUGCCUUAGGUGAAUUUUUUUUAUAGUGUGUUGACAGCAUUUAAAAUAUGGUUUAUUUUUUUCAACAGUUAACCAAAUAUUGUGGAGAUGUAACAGUUGUAUAGACACUCCUCUCACAGUCAUACUGUUGUGUCAUGCUUUGUGUAAAAGCCAUAAAUAAAACUAACAGCUCUCUUUUGC
Molecule: messenger RNA, 4731 nt
Organism: Siniperca chuatsi (mandarin fish)
Lineage: Eukaryota; Metazoa; Chordata; Actinopteri; Centrarchiformes; Sinipercidae
Gene: nek9
Product: serine/threonine-protein kinase Nek9
Exons: 24
Coding region: 257-3244 (995 amino acids)
Biological process (GO): protein phosphorylation
Cellular component (GO): centrosome
Molecular function (GO): protein kinase activity; protein kinase binding; ATP binding
Source: RefSeq, a predicted model, not a curated record